Molecule: messenger RNA, 1113 nt
Organism: Talaromyces stipitatus ATCC 10500
Lineage: Eukaryota; Fungi; Ascomycota; Eurotiomycetes; Eurotiales; Trichocomaceae
Product: diacylglycerol acyltransferase type 2A
Exons: 2
Coding region: 1-1113 (370 amino acids)
Biological process (GO): triglyceride biosynthetic process
Cellular component (GO): endoplasmic reticulum membrane
Molecular function (GO): diacylglycerol O-acyltransferase activity
Source: RefSeq, a predicted model, not a curated record
AUGGCAAUAGCUGAGCGUAAAAGUAAGGUCCAGCACAAUGGCCUUACGAACUCUCAUACCGACAAAAGGAAUGGCACAUCUGAAAAGCACGGAACACGGUGGGCCCCUCUAAACAUCGGCCUCGAAAGACGCCUGCAGACCUUUGUCGUUCUUUACCACACAUUGACAAUGGCCAUAUGCCUGACCUUAUUCUUCUUUGUCUGUGCAAUGCCCUUAUUCUGGCCUUUGCUUGUUCCAUACCUCGCCUACAUCCUCUUCUCCAACGCGGCGACAUCCGGAACCUUGCGACGCAAACAGUGGCUUCGCAGCUCCCGAGCCUGGAAACUUUACGCCUCCUAUUUCCCCGCCAGAUUACAUCGUACACAGGUACUGCCGCCUACUCGAAAAUAUAUAUUUGGAUACCAUCCUCAUGGAAUCAUUUCUCACGGUGCCUUUGCCGCGUUUGCUACGGAAGCCCUCGGAUUCUCAAACUUGUUCCCAGGGAUCACUAAUACGCUGCUCACGCUGGACUCCAACUUCAGAAUACCGUUUUAUAGGGAAUACGCCAUGGGUAUGGGUUUGGCCAGUGUGUCUCGCGAAUCAUGUGAGAACCUUUUGACCAAAGGCGGCGCUGACGGCGAAGGAAUGGGUCGAGCAAUUACUAUUGUAGUCGGGGGUGCACGCGAGUCACUAGACGCACAACCGGGCAGCCUCCGACUCAUCUUGAACAGUCGCAAGGGCUUCGUGAAGCUAGCAGCCCGCACCGGCGCUGAUUUGGUCCCCGUUCUCGGAUUCGGCGAGAACGAUUUAUACGAUCAGGUCGAUUCAGAACAGCAUCCUUUUAUCCAUAAGAUUCAGAUGCUGAUCAAGAAAUUCAUGGGUUUCACCGUGCCGUUGUUUCAUGCGCGCGGCGUGUUUAACUACGACGUCGGCCUAAUGCCCUAUCGGAGACCGCUCAAUGUUGUUGUUGGAAAACCGAUUGAAGUCAUUAAGCAACGCCAUCAGGACAAAGUUGACGAAGAGUAUAUCAACGAAUUACAUAAUAAAUAUGUCCAAGAACUCACUCGACUAUGGGAUGAGUGGAAGGAUGUAUAUGCAUCUAACCGGACUUCUGAACUCGAGAUCGUUGCAUAA